AUGGUGACCAUAUGUCACAACGAAAGCACUUUCACUGUCAGAGCCCUGAUUGAUUCGGGAUCUGAAGCCACCUUCGUAAGAAAUAGUCUCCAAAAACGCUUACAUUUGGCAACCAAAAAGGUCAGCGCGCGAGUUUCAGGAUUGAAUAAUACCGUGCCAGGACGAGUUCAAUCGAAACAACAUCAGCAGCAUCAACAGCAGCACCAGCUACAACGGGAUCAAAGUAACGAUGAUGGCGAAACAAAUGAUGCGCCCGGCUCAUCGAAUCACACCGAUACGCAUGGUAGCUUCGGUGUGCCGACACUGCCUGCAGCAGCGCUAUCUCUGUCAGGCAAUUUCGCUUAUUACGCGGGCGCCGCUGAAACGGUGGCAGCAACGGCUGUCACAGCUGCAACACACCGACAUGCUGACGCAGCAACGCCACCACUACCACCCCCAUCACAAUCGUUGCCGCCAUCAUCAGCAGUGGCGGCCUCAUCAGCAACAGCGCACUAUCCACCAUCACACCAGCAGAUGCAGCUACAGCUCCAACAACAAUACGAGCAGCGUUAUCAACUGCAAACAGCCUAUUAUCACCAGCAACAGCUGGCGCCGCCGUCGCAAUCGCAGCAAGAAGACCAAUCAGCAACGUACGUGACGUCACAACAGCCGUCUACACAAUACCAACAUGCGGCGGCCACAACAACAACAGUAAAUCAACAUGCUGCGCGCAGCAACAGACAAGCAACGCAGUCGACAGCCACGCACCACACAACGAAAACAUCACAAGCAGCAACAACAACACAGCAGCAGCAACCUGCAGCAAUAGCGCACGCGUUGACACAAACCACACUGCAACAACAACAACCGUGUCAACGCACGUCAGAACAACGCUUGGCAUUUGCGACAGUCACUGAAAACAACAACAACAGCAGCUGCAACAGUAUGAUUACCAUUACUCCGAUUGAACUGCUCAGUGACAUCUCCGAGCGCAAUGUGCUUUGGGAAUAUUUAUUCGGCUUGCAACAUCCGUCGCUGUAA
This is a messenger RNA of Bactrocera dorsalis (oriental fruit fly), 1020 nucleotides long. RefSeq lists its product as uncharacterized. The record is from RefSeq and is a predicted model, not a curated record. Bases 1 to 1020 code for a protein of 339 amino acids. The transcript has 3 exons. NCBI's taxonomy places the organism in Eukaryota, Metazoa, Arthropoda, Insecta, Diptera, Tephritidae.